AUGCCUGAUUCCAGUGCAAAAAACCCCAGAGGAGCGCUGAAAAGGGAGCUCUUUGCAGGAACUGCCUGUGAAAAGCGGCAGCGCUUCCACUCCAACCAACUGUUGCAUGAGGAACAGGGACAGGUCACCCGGGGACAGACAGGGAAGAGGAGGCUCCCCAAGAAGAUGCCAACAUCGGUGGUCCGGAGAUUUCAACUGCUACUUGCCUAUCCUCAUGGUGGCACCUCUCUGCUGGUUCAGAAUCUACCAGUGCCUUUGAGAGAGAAUCAUGGGAAGUCUCCUUCUGUGGGAUUUACAGCUUCAGAAAAAUCAUUGGAUGGUCAGGUCACCAUGAUUCAUCCUUUGGAUAACCCCUUACCUCAUCUUCCUGUUCCCCGUCCAAUUUGCCAUAAAGAUCCCAAGUUCAUUCUUAGUAUUGACCGAGUACAAGAUGGCUAUUUGGGUAAAGUUUUCCUUUUGGUCAUGUCUGCAGAGUUUCUCGAGCAGGACAAGGCUUUCAUCGCUGCAUUAAUGCCCUCCCCCUCAUUUUCCAUGUUUCGUGGCAUACUGAAGAUGUCUGUUGUACUUGGUGUGUUUGUUGAAAAAGUGCUGAAGAAACUUUUCCCUCAUGUUCCAAGUGGCCAAGAAGAGCUUGUACCAGUGACUGGAGCCUCGGAAAAACCACCUGAGAAGAUAACACCUCAGAAAGCGAAACUCAAGAGAGCUCACCCAUUGACAGGUGAUGACACCCAGAUCCAGCCUGAAAGACGAGUAUAUACAGUAAGUCUGCCUCCCACGGGAUAUGUUCCAUGUUUGCCAGAGUCAAACACUAGUUUAAAGUCUGAGAACUCCUGCAGCAGUGAUGACAUAGAAGAUGAAGAGCCUCGUGAACAACCAAGGAGAAAAAGAAUUAGAAAGCACAGAUCAAAGAAAUGUCUUAAAAAUUCCACUCCUGUCUUUGUAAAACAAGUCAAAUUAGAAGAACAGCAGAGUCUUUUACCAGAAAAAUUACAGCCAAAGCACACAGAUGGCCCUACGAUAAGCAAAAAUAAAAAAAGGAAACUGAAAAAGAAGCAGCAAAUUAAAAAAAAGAAAGCAGCUGGCUUACUAACAAAAGCCUCUGGCAUCAAUUUCAUGUACCAGCCUGAGGAGAGCACCAGUGAGCAAGAAGAAUUAGGAAACACUGACAGGGAAGGUGAUGAAGAUACCAAGGAGGAAAAUGUAGAAGACCUUGAUGAGGAAGAUGUCAGAGACGCUGAGGAAGAGGUUCAAGACGGCAAUGAGGAAGAUGUUAAAAGUGCAAAUGAAAAGGCAGAUAGUAUUCUAAAUUUCUUGAAGUCAACACAAGAAAUUUAUUUUUAUGAUGGUAUCUCCAAAGGUUCAGAUUCAACUCUCUCUACGGAAGCCACCGAGGAGCUAUUUAAACAUCUUGAAUCUCACAGCAUGUCUCCCUCAGAUGUAUUCAUUCUGGAUCACUUGAAAACACUGUUACUUUUGCAAGAUACUGAAAGAUUGAAGAAUGCUCUGGAGAUAUUCCCAGAGCAUUGCAUGAUGUCUUUUGAUCAUGCCAGAGUAAUUUCAACUUUCUUUAACUACUGGAUUACAGAUAUUCUUCCUGAGAGAAAUAGUGAAUAA
This is a messenger RNA of Elephantulus edwardii (Cape elephant shrew), 1614 nucleotides long. It is a transcript of the gene ERICH1, whose product is annotated as glutamate-rich 1. The transcript is spliced from 10 exons. NCBI's taxonomy places the organism in Eukaryota, Metazoa, Chordata, Mammalia, Macroscelidea, Macroscelididae. Bases 1 to 1614 code for a protein of 537 amino acids. The record is from RefSeq and is a predicted model, not a curated record.